Molecule: messenger RNA, 537 nt
Organism: Acanthosepion pharaonis
Lineage: Eukaryota; Metazoa; Mollusca; Cephalopoda; Sepiida; Sepiidae
Source: the annotation of a GenBank genome assembly
AUGCAUGUAGCAUUAUAUUCACUUCAUGUCCUCUUCAUAAAUGUAACAUCAUAUUCAAACAUUCAUGUAUGUAACAUCAUAUUCCCUCUCUCUAUAUGUGACAUCAUAUUCCCUCUCCAUCUCUGUAACAUCAUAUCCCUUCUUCAUCCAUGUAACAUAAUAUUCACACAUUCACCAUUGCAUUGUCAUAGAGAAGAACAACAUCUAUCUAUCUAUCUAUCUAUCUAUCUAUCUAUCUAUCUAUCUAUCUAUCUAUCUAUCUAUUAUAUAAUCUAUCUAUCUAUCUAUCUAUCUAUCUAUCUAUCUAUCUAUCUAUCUAUCUAUCAUAUGCCACAAGAUGAUGAUGGGGAUCUAUCUAUCUAUCUAUCUAUCUAUCUAUCUAUCUAUCUAUCUAUCUAUCUAUCUAUCUAUCUAUUAUAUAAAUUACUUAUAACUCAACCUAAUCUAUCUAUCUAUCUAUCUAUCUAUCUAUCUAUCUAUCUAUCUAUCUAUCUAUCUUAUACUAGUGUACUCCACUUAACUGCCACAUAUGAUUAG